UUCUAUAAAUGGUAAGACAAUCAGGAGCAACCCUGUCCCCUGGCACAGUACCUCAACCAUUCCAAGAGGAGCACAGAGGAGAAGCAGAAUCUGGAGAGACAUGGCGGCUUUGCAACUCUCGGGCUUCGACUGGCAGAUGCAAGCUAACAAAUAUGCCCAUCACACAGACAAGUACUACCUUAAUGAGCUGAUCACAAGGAGGGGCCAGCCCUUUAAGUUGAAGUUGUCCUUCAACAGACCCAUUGCCUCUGGGGAGAGGCUGACUUUCACAGCCUCAACAGGUCCAAACCCCUCCGAAUCAGCCCGGACCAAAGCCGUGAUUCCUUUGUCUACUGGGUCCAGUGGCAGCUCUUGGAGUGCAGUACUCUCGUCCAACAACAGCGACGGCUCUGUGAUCGUCGCCAUCUCCAGUCCAGCCAAUGCCCCUAUUGGUCGAUAUACACUCAGCAUUCAGAUUGCCUCUCAAGGUGGAAGCACCUCCACAACUCUGGGGACGUGGGUUCUGCUGUUUAACCCCUGGCUGCAAGCGGAUGGUGUGUUCAUGAUGAAUAACGCAGAGAGAGAAGAGUAUGUGGAGGAAGAUGCCGGUGUCAUAUUCGUAGGGAGCACAAAUCGAAUCAGCAUGGUUGGCUGGAAUUAUGGACAGUAUGAAGAAGACAUUCUGAACAUUUCCCUCAUGAUCCUGGACAGGAGCCUCAACUUUCGCCGUGACCCCAUCACUGAUGUGGCCAGAAGAAAUGACCCUAAAUACAUUGGUCGAGUACUGAGUGGCAUGAUCAAUGGCAAUGAUGAUAAUGGUGUGUUAUCUGGGAACUGGAGUGGAGAUUACACUGGUGGCAUGGACCCUAGGAACUGGAAUGGCAGUGUGGAGAUCCUGAAGCAAUGGAAGAAAAAUCGUUUCCAGCCUGUCCGCUUUGGCCAAUGUUGGGUCUUUGCUGGGACCCUGAAUACAGUGCUUCGGUGUUUGGGGAUUCCUUCCCGGGUGAUCACCAACUUUAACUCAGCCCACGACACGGACCGCAACCUGACCAUCGAUGUCUACUAUGACGCUCUAGGAAACCCCCUAGACAGAGGGAGCGACAGCAUUUGGAACUUUCAUGUCUGGAAUGAAGCCUGGUUUGUUCGAAUUGACUUGAGCUCACAAUAUAAUGGAUGGCAAGUAUUGGAUGCAACUCCGCAGGAGAAGAGUCAAGGAAUAUUCCAGUGUGGUCCUGCUUCUGUCAUUGCCAUCCGGCAAGGUGAUGUGAACCUGGACUUUGAUAUGCCCUUUGUGUUUUCGGAAGUGAAUGCUGACCAGAUCACCUGGAUUAUCAACUCUGAUAACAGCAAAAAACAAACCUCCUCCAAAACUAGCUCUGUGGGCAGGUUCAUCAGCACAAAGGCCGUGGGCAGCAAUUCCCGCAUGGAUGUCACAGACAAAUACAAAUAUGCUGAAGGUUCCAAGGAGGAGAGGGAGGUGUUCAAGCAGGCUCUGCAGAAACUGAAGCCCAAUUCUGGGGCAUUUGGCCCCACAGCAGCUGGGGCAGAAAACCAAGAAGCCAAGCCACCCAGCAUCUCUGGGAAGUUCAAGGUCAAUGGCCCUCUGGAAGUGGGGAAAGAGGUCAACGUGAACCUGCAGCUCAAAAACCUGAGUGACGACUGGAAGACUGUCUCAGUGAACAUGACAGCCUGGACCAUUGUAUACAAUGGGACUCUGGUACACGAGGUGUGGAAGGACUCCAUCACAGCUUCUCUGGACCCUCAAGAAGAGAUGGAAUACCCAUUGAAGCUCACAUACGCUCAAUAUGAAAACUUCUUGACGGCAGACAACAUGAUCCGCAUCACUGCUGUGUGUCAAGUUACAGAUGAAGCCGAGGUCGUAGUGGAGAGAGAUGUCAUCUUGGACAACCCUGCCAUUACUCUGGAGUUACUGGACCAGGCCAGAGUGAAGACCCCUGUCAAUGUGCAGGUUCUGUUUGCCAACCCCCUGGAUGAACCGGUGAAUAACUGUGUGCUCACGGUGGAAGGCAGUGGUCUCAUGCGGGGCAGCCUCAAGAUUAGGGUGCCAUCCCUGCGCCCGAAGGAGCGCUCCAACUUCAAGUUUGAGAUCACUCCCCUUAGGAGUGGCACCAAACAGCUACUCAUUGACUUCUCCUGCAGCAAGUUCCCAGCAAUCAAGGCCUUCCUGUCUGUCGAUGUGACCGAAUGAGGAGGCUGGAGCUAUCUGCUAUCCAGCUUCCCUUCCACCUGGAUAGACUGGGGUCAAGGGCUUCUGGAAGUAGCCAUGUCACUCAGCCAGGGCUGUCCUGCCUGGCAAACUCACCCAAGACCCAGGCUGCUCACACACCUUCCCUUCUCAAUAUACACAAAUGCACGCGCGCGCACACACACACACAAGCACAUUCUUUCUCACAUACACACUCACACCCGUACAUAUUCUUUCUCCAAUACACACAUAUACACCCUUUUUCAUAUACUCUCUCUCUCUCUUUCACACACACACACUCAGGUGGGGUCUGCAGAAGAUGCACCCACUUCACUUUUGCACAUUCCCCAGCAGAUAAUUCCUCCUCAGGCCAUGGCUGCCUCCUCUGUUCUUCUUCUAAGCCUCUCCUGUCUUUGAUUUGCACUCUACUUGACCAUUGAACUUUCAGGGUAAAAAUAAUAAUAAUAGUCCCCCUAAUUUUGAUACAAUGCCUUACAGUCUCCCAAGCUCAUUACUGCUUAUAGCUUACAAAGGGCUUUCACAUCCAUUGUCUUAUUGGAUGCUUUCAGCAACCCCAUGAGGGUAACAAGGUAGGGAUUUUUAUCCCCAUUUUACAGGUAGAGAAAUUGACAGUCAGCAAGAUUAAGCAGCUUGCCUAUGGUCACACAGCUAGUUGGUGGCAGAAGCAGGAUUCAGACCCAAAUCUGCAGAUCCCAAGUUGAGGGCUCAUUCCACUGUAUCUUUCCUCUCCCUGGCAUGGAAGAAGAGGAUGUUUGGACUAUUUGCCAUCUUGAGAUGAGUGUUUGUGCUAUUCCUGCUUCGACCUCAGGUGUGAGGGUUUGUGGGAUAUAACCUGCCACUACAUACAACUCCAUACAUCGAAUGACAGUAAUAAAAAAUGCCAUACAACAGCAAUGUUGAAGGACGUCCCACUCUCAUGCCUUCAGAGGAGUGUGCUUCUCAUAAUCUUCUCUAUUACCAAGCGUGGGUAGAGUUAAAAAAAAAAAACCCAGAGAUCUGUCCCCACUGGCUGCCCC
Messenger RNA from Vombatus ursinus (common wombat), 3222 nucleotides. It is a transcript of the gene TGM3, whose product is annotated as transglutaminase 3. The record is from RefSeq and is a predicted model, not a curated record. Lineage: Eukaryota; Metazoa; Chordata; Mammalia; Diprotodontia; Vombatidae. Gene Ontology annotation, molecular function: protein-glutamine gamma-glutamyltransferase activity. The coding region runs from base 101 to 2188 and encodes 695 amino acids. Gene Ontology annotation, biological process: peptide cross-linking. The transcript has 13 exons.